CAUGCGCAGUGGCGUCGUGUAGCGUUGGGUUGCUGGUUGAAUUGUAAACUUCAUAUUCUGACCCCAGCGGAAAGCGGGCAUCUGCUUCGGUUUUAUUAUCUUGGUCUUUUGACGCUUGUAGCAAGUUUUAAACAUGUCCUCCGUCCAUGCACCGCCUGUGCUGCUUCCAGUCGCCGACAAUGCUGUCAAGGGCAAAACUGUUACGGCUGGGUCGCGGAGAGCUGCUCUCGGGGAGAUCACAAACCGGCCUGCAGCCUCCCUCGUCGCCAAGGUUGGACGAAACAAGGCCUGUGGCGCUCAGAAAGCUAAAGUUCAGCCAAUGGCCCCACUCAAGGUUCAAGCCCCGACAGUUCCACUUCCAGAGAUAUCAGCUGAUGUUUCAAUGAAGGAGGAAGAGGAGCAAGAACUAUGCCAGGCUUUCUCCAACGCAAUGCUCCCAGUGCAGGAUGUUGAUGAAGAGGAUGGUAACAUGCCUCACCUCUGCUCAGAAUAUGUGAAAGACAUCUACGGAUAUCUGCGCCAGCUGGAGGUGCAGCAGGCUGUACGUGCAAAUUACAUGGAAGGUUACGAAAUUACGCAUCACAUGCGAGCGCUUCUCAUCGACUGGAUGGUCCAAGUUAGUUCCAGGUUCCAGCUGCUGCAGGAGACCUUGUAUGUCUCAGUCGCUGUCCUUGAUCGUUUUCUCCAGGUCCAGCCUGUUUCUCGUAGAAAGCUGCAGCUUGUCGGUGUGACUGCCAUGCUGGUGGCUUGCAAGUAUGAGGAGAUGUACGCUCCAGAGGUGGGAGACUUCGCCUACAUCACAGACAACGCGUUCACUAAGGCUCAGAUUUUGGAAAUGGAGAAACAGGUCCUGAAGACGCUCAACUUUCAGUUGGGGCGUCCUCUUCCUCUUCACUUCCUCAGGAGAGCUUCAAAAGUGUCGAAUGCAGACACGGCAAGACACACACUGGCCAAGUAUCUGAUGGAGUUGACUCUCAUUGACUACGACAUGGUGCACUAUCAUCCCUCAGAGAUCGCUGCUGCGUCUCUGUGCCUUGCUCAGCUGCUCCUGAAUGAUCUGCAUUGGUCAACCACACAGCAACACUACUCCACGUAUGACGAGGCCCACCUGGAGCCCAUCAUGCAGCACAUCGCCAAAAAUGUAGAGGUUUUGAACGAGGGGAAAACCAAGUUUCAAGCAGUCAAGAACAAGUACUCCAGCAGUAAACUGAUGAAGAUAAGUCUGAUUCCUCAGCUCAAGUCCUCAACAAUCAGCAACAUGGCAGCUGCUCUCCGUGCUCCUUGACUUCUUGGCUGCUUUUGACUCUCACUUGCACUUUAUUUUAAGUCCCACUUUCUUUUAAUAAAUGUUUUUAUGAAUCUUA
Molecule: messenger RNA, 1364 nt
Organism: Nerophis ophidion (straightnose pipefish)
Lineage: Eukaryota; Metazoa; Chordata; Actinopteri; Syngnathiformes; Syngnathidae
Gene: ccnb2
Product: cyclin B2
Exons: 8
Coding region: 134-1285 (383 amino acids)
Biological process (GO): mitotic cell cycle phase transition; regulation of cyclin-dependent protein serine/threonine kinase activity
Cellular component (GO): cytoplasm; nucleus; cyclin-dependent protein kinase holoenzyme complex
Molecular function (GO): cyclin-dependent protein serine/threonine kinase regulator activity
Source: RefSeq, a predicted model, not a curated record